UUCCUGCAGGACUCAUCAUGUUCCAGAAAGGCCAGGCUCCCACGCCUCCCCCCUACGAGAUUUUCUUCUGUUUUGGGGAAGAGUGGCCCGACCAGAAACCGAAGGAGAAAAAGCUGAUCACAGUGCAGGUUGUCCCCGUAGCCGCCCGGCUCCUUUUAGAAAUGUUCUCCGGGGAACUCUCCUGGUCGGCCGACAGCGUCCGCUUGCAGAUUUCGCACCCGGAUCUCAAAGACAAAAUGGUCUUGCAAUUCAAAGAACUUCACCAGCUCUGGCAAAUGCAACAAAACAUGCCAGAGGGGGCUCCCAGCAGCUGGGAAAUGCAGACCGGGGGCAACGGCAUGCAGCAGUGAGACGCCAAGAGAUAAUCCCCCAAGGCCCACCCCACCCGGUGGCAUUUGGACACCAUCCCACGGGGCGUGAAAAGUCCGGCAGGGUCUGUCCCACCUGCCCCACUGAGCCAUUUCUGGGGAGGGGGGAUCUCUUGGCGCAGCCCAGCUUCCGGCUUCUGACGACCACCGGAGCACGUUUUUAAGAGAAGCACUUGUGGGCACUCCAGAGGUCACUUAGAGGAGGUGGGCCGGCCAUUUUCUCCUGCUGCAAAGCAAGAGAACCGGUGAUGCAUCGCUUGGCGGUAUCUGCAUGACAUGGAAAACUUGAACUCGGAACCGAAGCGGGCUCAAUUCGAAAGAAAGGCGCUCGGCUUCUUGCCAGGAUGGACGCCAAAAAAAAAAAAACGGAUUGAAGUUUGGGGUCGCUGCAGGUUUGUUGGUUUGGGGCCCGGAGAAGGACAAUCUUGCAGCUGAUAUAAGGACCCUACCGUCUUUUGAGCCCACCACCCCUCCAUUGCAAUGAGGAGGAAACAUGGAAGCCUCCGUGACUUCAGUGUUUUAAAUUUGAAACGGAACAUCAUGCAGGAUGGAGACGUUGGCCUGGGGAACGUGGCAAGGUUGCACCCUACUUUGAAACUCAAGAGAAUCGUGAUUAAAAAAUUGCCCCCUGAUUAAAAAUCAGACCUUUUUUAUAUUUUUUUCCAAAGCAACGGCUGUGUUCUUGAAGUUCGAUCUUAAAAAGUGUUCCAUAAAACCUGGGACCUCCGAGGUCUUCUAGACCAACCCCGUUGCUUGAGCAAGGGCUUGUCUUCGAGGCUUGUCCUCCUGGCCCAACCUUUUUUUUUGGAACCCUUUUCCAAGAGGUUCUGGCUUAAGAGUAGAGUUGAGUGCACAGGUGUCACAACCGGUUUGGCGAGGGUGUGCUUUGUGUGUGCAAUGUUUGAAAAUUGGCCAUUUUCAGCUCUAACGCUUACUGUCAACUCAUAAAACAUUUUGUAUGCACAUUUUAUAGUUGACAACAGAAAUAAGGGGACAGGAGUUUCAAAGAGCGGGCAGCAGUGUGGAAUCGAAAAUACAUUCCAUUCAUACUUUCUUCAAAUACUGAUUAGAUGAUUGAAGCUUCUCCCGUGCAAAAAUCUAAUUGGAGAGCAUGAUUGAUGACUCUUGGCUAUGGACAUUUUUCAUUGGAUGAUACACACAAGA
Molecule: messenger RNA, 1532 nt
Organism: Notechis scutatus (mainland tiger snake)
Lineage: Eukaryota; Metazoa; Chordata; Lepidosauria; Squamata; Elapidae
Source: RefSeq, a predicted model, not a curated record